AUGCAACAACAACCUACAGGAAUGGGUAUGGGAAUGGGGAUGGGAAUGUUACCUCAACGGACCGGUUUCCCGUCCAUGCAACAACAACCCCAGCCUCAACAACCUCAGCAGCAGCAACAACGUCCUACCCCUACUCCUAACGCAGGAGGUGGAGGUGGUGGUUAUUCAUUCCUAUCCGCUCCUCCUUCUUCCUCGCAAUUCAACCCGUCCGGAUUAUCUUCCCAGCCAACCGGAUUUUCCAGCUCUGGUAUGGGUAUGGGCAUGCAACCUCAACAGACCGGCUUUCAAUCGAGGUUAUCUUCCCAACCCACCGGGUACGGGGGUAUGGGCGGAGGAGGUGGAUUACAAUCACAGCCCACCGGAUACGGCGGUAUGGGAGGAGGUGGAUUGGGAGGUGGAUUGCAAGCUCAGCCGACGGGGAUGCCGCAUGAUCCUAGGUUACAGAUGAUGGCUGCUAGUUUUAUGCCUUCGAACAUCAGCUCGCCCUUCACAUCAACCGGCCACCCCUCCUUCGCCUCUCCCCUCUCCCAACCCCUUCCUCAGACCUUCCAAUCCCUCCUCUCAAACCCCUCUAUUACAACCCCCAAAGUCCCCUGGACGCUGAGCCGUCAAGAGAAAAAGGACUACGACCAGAUCUUCCGCGCGUGGACGGGUGGGGAGGGGGGAGGGUAUAUCGAGGGGAGCAUGGCUGGGGAGGUAUUCGGGCAGUCGGGUUUGGGGAGGGAGGAUUUGAUGAAGAUUUGGAACUUGUCGGAUAUCAAUAAUCGGGGCAAGUUGAACUUGCCGGAAUUCCACGUGGCCAUGGGUUUGAUCUACCGAGCCCUGAACGGCAACGACAUCCCCGAGACGCUGCCUGCCGAGAUGAUCCCCCCCUCUAUGCGGGACAUCGACUCGACGGUCGAUUUCGUCAAAGAUCUCCUCAAGAACGACAACUCCGCCCGGGCUUCUCCGUCUAUCGACCUCCCCGGCACCUUCUCCGCUCAACGUGGAGGGAAACAGCCUGCCAAGGACGCCAGCGUGUACAAGCACGACGAUAGCCGAGCUACGGGGUACAAGUCCAGCGCGCGUCACCUGGAUCGUAAACAGGUUAGGUACGAAGGAGAGGACAAGGACGAGGAGCUCGGUUCGAUCCGCCGGGACUUGGAAAACUCUAGCAAGGUCCUCGACAGGACCGCUGCCAACUUUGCCGAACGGACCGAGGAAGACGAGCGGCUCGAGCAAGAGCUCGACGAUCUCAAGUACCGGGUCAGGAGGGUCAAGGACGAUAUCGAGUACGUCUCCCGUGGGAAACGUACUGACGACAAGGACGAAGAGAGGCGCAAGUUGGAGCGAGAGCUUCUGCACCUCAUGCACGAGCGUUUGCCCGAGGUCGAGAAGAAGAUCGAGGAGCGCGAGGACAGGAAGCGACAAGAGGCCAGGGAUGGGAUCAGGGCGAGGGAUAAGCGGAACGAGACGUACGGGAGGUAUAGGGAUAGGGAUUAUGAUCGGGAGAGGGAUUACGAGCGAAGGGAUCGAUUCGACGAUGACCGUUACCGCAGGGGGAGCCGGGAUAACAGCCGUGAAAGGCGAGGCAGUCGGGGUGAAUACGAUUCGUACUCGUCUCGAAGACCCAUCUCGCCCCCGCCUCGAGACAGGACCCCUCCAGCGACCCCGGCCGCUCCCAGAGACGCCGUUCACUCGCCUCCUCCCGCUCCUCCGGCACCUACCAGCGCUCGUGCCGCCGUCCCCUCGACCAAGAGCAUGACCCCUGAAGAACGUACCGCCUUUAUCCGCCAACAAGCUCAAGAACGUCUCGCUGCCCGUAUGCGAGCCUUGGGGAUGGCCGCCCCGGAGGAUACGCCUUCGAGUUCGGUCGACCAGAGCGUCGAGGAUCGUCUGGCUAGGGAGAAGAAGGAGGCCGAGGAAAAGGCUAAGCAGGCGGAGAAGCAGCAAGAGGAACGAGAGGCCGCGAGGAAGGCCAGGUUGCAACAGGCCGGUGGAGGUGCGCCUGAACCUCCCGCUGCACCUUCGUCUGUACCGACGCCUCCGACACCGCUCAAGAGCGCUAUGAAGAAGGCUCCUGCGCCUCCCCCACCCAAGCCUCGAGCUGCGCCUAGCUCGUCGGCCGUUCCCAAGGCCGCACCUCCCGCUCCCGCUCCGCCCAAGGAGGAUCCUGCUGAUGCUGAGCUUCGAGCUCAGGAGCAGGCUCAUCAGAAGGCCAUGGAAGAGCGACGUGCCAGGCUCAAGCGGAUGCAAGAGGAAGAAGAAGAGGCUCAGCGAGCGGAGGAGGCCAUCAUGCAGCGUCGUCAGGCUCAACAAAAGGCUGAGACGCCGGUGGCUUCGCCUCCAGCUGUCAUGAGCCCUCCUGUUACGCAGACUGCAAGCAGCACAAACCCCUUCCAUCGUCUAGGUGGCGGUGCAUCGGCCGCGGUGUCAUCUCCUUCACCUGCCGCUCCCGCUGCUCCUAACGGCGGUGGAGGUGGGUUCAACCCGUUCUUCAGACCACCUGCUACCCAAAAGCCGGUCGAGACGCCCAAGUCGGCUUCUCCUGCUCCGGUCGAGGAUGAGAGCGCGCCUCCCCCUCCUCCACCUCCAGCACCCGCUCCGCCCGCUUUUACGCCCCAGAGUAGCUCGCCCGCACCCUUCUCCCAACCUCAGGCUCGCAAGGCCCCGGUCCACGACGACGAGGAAUGGGAUGUCAUCGACGAAAAGGACAACGACAGCGAUAGUAGCGAUGACGAUGAUUACGCCGGUAGCCGCAAGCAGCGCGAGGCUAUCGCUCGAUCGCUCUUCGGUGGUGCAGGUUCGCGAGACACGUCGAAGCCCUCGUCUCCCGCUCCCGUCGCCAACAAGGCCGCCUUGUCUAAGCUCGGUGGUGGUGAUCCUGCUGAUCGAGGUGGUCUCCUCUCGGCCAUCAAGAUGGGUGCAGGUCUGCGCAAAGCGGUCACCAAUGACCGAUCCGCAUCAGCCAUUUCUGGCAAGGUCGUCGGUGACGCUGCACCUCCCCCUCAUAUCAGCUUGACGCCCCAAGAGCCGGUAGCUCGCUCCAUGCCCGUGGAAGACGACUCUGACCGUCAGCAAAAGGCAAACCACCGGCAGUCUGUCGACUGGUACUCGGGUCUUGCGGCUGAUGCCGGUCCUCAGGCUGUCGCUGAGCCCAGCCCAAUGCCUUCGGUAGCUGAAGAUGAGGAACCGCCCAUGGAACAACCCGCACAAAACACCUCGAAGGGAGACGACGAUGACGAGCUCGCCGAGUUUGACAUGGCCACCACCAUCCGUGUCCGAUCCGUCUUCCCUUACGAGGGCCAGCGUGAUGUUGACCUUUCCUUCAAGGAGAACAUGGUCCUGAUGGCUCACCCCGCCAAGGAUUCGAGCAGUCCAUGGUGGUAUGGUAUGCUCCUGCAGGAGGGCAAAUCGGGUUGGUUCCCGAAUAACUACGUCGAGGAAAUCAAGCCCCGUCAAGCCCAAGCGUCCUUCCCGUAUAUGGGCAACUCGGACGAGGAGCUACCGUUCGCUGAGGGCGACAAGUUGACCGUCGUAGACACUUCGGAUAACGACUGGUGGAAGGUCGAAAAGGACGGCAUGAUAUUCAUUGCGCCUGCUGCGUACCUGGAGCUACUGAGUUAG
Molecule: messenger RNA, 3606 nt
Organism: Filobasidium floriforme
Lineage: Eukaryota; Fungi; Basidiomycota; Tremellomycetes; Filobasidiales; Filobasidiaceae
Exons: 7
Coding region: 1-3606 (1201 amino acids)
Biological process (GO): actin cortical patch assembly; endosomal transport; endocytosis
Cellular component (GO): actin cortical patch; mating projection tip; plasma membrane
Molecular function (GO): actin binding; calcium ion binding
Source: RefSeq, a predicted model, not a curated record